Molecule: messenger RNA, 685 nt
Organism: Condylostylus longicornis
Lineage: Eukaryota; Metazoa; Arthropoda; Insecta; Diptera; Dolichopodidae
Product: low molecular weight phosphotyrosine protein phosphatase 1-like
Exons: 4
Coding region: 112-612 (166 amino acids)
Biological process (GO): protein dephosphorylation
Cellular component (GO): cytoplasm
Molecular function (GO): non-membrane spanning protein tyrosine phosphatase activity; acid phosphatase activity
Source: RefSeq, a predicted model, not a curated record
UUUCAGCUUUCUAUGUACAUACAUACUACAUAAACAAAAGAUAACAAAAAGAAACUUCGGUUUGGUUGUUUGCCAUUAUGCCGAGCAAAUUUAGGAUAAAAGCCUUAAUUAAUGGAAAGUGAAAACAUUGGGAAUUUAAAAAUACUUUUUGUCUGCCUCGGGAAUUCGUGUCGAUCUCCCAUGGCAGAAAGCAUUUUGAAAAGUUUAAUUAUGCCCCAUAAUGAAUUAAAUUGGACAAUAGAUAGCGCAGCUUUACGAAGUUGGAAUGUUGGGUGUCCACCGCAAUCUAGAUGUUUAGAAAUAUUGCGCCAACGAGGAUUAAAAAGCAAUCAUGUUGGGCGUAAGAUUACUAUAGAAGAUUUUACUAUUUUUGAUUAUAUCUUUGGUAUGGACGAAAUGAACAUGGCUGAAUUGAAAGAAUUAGCUCCUUCGAAUAGCAAAGCCAAAAUUAAGUUACUGGGACUCUACGGAAAUACUCGCAACGAAAUCAUUUUCGAUCCAUAUUUUGAGCGCGGGGUCCAUGGUUUUAUCAAAUGUUACGAUCAAAUUUUGAUUUGUUGCAAAAAUUUUAUUAGUUCACAACUAAGUAAAUUUGACGUUAAACAGAGUUGAAUAAAAACAUACGUUUAAUUAGUUUUUUGAAUUGUAUAAAUUAUAGUUUUUUAUUAUAUGAUCUAAAAAAUUA